UUGUCUGGAUUAAGGCGUAGAGUGAGGAGAGAGAUGGAGAAAUUGGAAGAAGUGAAAAGAAAAGGAGAAGUAUUGCUUCUUCAACUACCAAUGGUCUUAACCCCUUACGAAAAAGAACUCUCCCAGAGAUUUCAACUCCUAAAAGCUUGGGAUUUCCCUAUUCCAACCACUCAAUUCCUUUCUACUCACGCCACUUCAAUCCAAGCUAUUUUGAUCUCUGCAUCCAUUCCCCUCACCGCCGAAAUCCUCCGCCUCCUCCCAUCUCUCCGCAUAGUCGUCACCACCAGCACGGGUGUCAAUCACAUCGAUCUGCUCGAGUGUCACCGCCGGGGAAUAGCCGUCGCCAACGCCGGCUCAGUCCUCUCGGAGGAUGUGGCCGACGGUGCAGUAGGGCUCCUGAUUGAUGUCAUGAGAAAGAUAACUGCCUCUGGUCGGUACAUUCGUUCUGGACUUUGGCCCACCAAAGGAGAUUACCCUCUUGGAUCAAAGAUUUCUGGAAAGCAUGUUGGCAUAAUUGGUUUGGGUAACAUUGGCAUGGAAAUAGCCAAGAGACUGCAUGCUUUUGGUUGCAUAAUCUCAUACAACUCAAGGAAGAAGAAACCUUUAGUUGACUAUACAUUUUAUCCCAAUGUUCUUGAAUUGGCAGCUAACUGUAGUAUCCUGGUUAUUUGUUGUGGUCUGACUGAUAAAACACAUCAUAUGAUCAACAAAGAAGUGUUAUCAGCACUGGGAAAAGAUGGAGUGAUUGUGAAUAUAGCAAGAGGAGCUAUCAUUGAUGAGAAAGAGCUUGUUCAUGCCUUGAUUCAUGGAGAUAUUGCAGGUGCAGGUUUGGAUGUGUUUGAAAAAGAGCCUUUGGUUCCUAAAGAAUUAUUUGAAAUGGAUAAUGUAGUGCUUCAACCACAUCAUACUGCCUGCACUGAGGAAGCUUUUCUGGAUUUAUAUGAACACGCGUGUAAGAACUUGGAAGCUUUCUUUGCAAAUAAACCUUUACCUGCUCCAGUUGGGGAUGAAUGGGUGAAUGAUGGUUGAUAGAACUGCCAUUUUCUUAUCUAGGUUUUCAGUUAAAACUGAAUUUAAUUAAAAGCUUUCUGCUGGUUACUAAUAAAUAUUGAGUUUCAUUUAAAUAAAAGGGUUGAAAUUUUGGACGCGAAACUUGUUUUUUAUUUCAAAGCGCUCUAAGUUUAGUUGUUUGUGUCAUUCACUCUUGUUUAAGGUCGGGUUGUUUUUCUGUUUGAAUAUGAUUAUUUACCUUUCAGGUCUUUUAUGGUUUUUUCUGUUUGAAUAUGAUUAUUUACCUUUCAGGUCUUUUUAUUUAAUAAUAUUAUGUCGUUUUUCAA
Impatiens glandulifera is the source of this 1337-nucleotide messenger RNA. RefSeq names its product glyoxylate/hydroxypyruvate reductase HPR3-like. Gene Ontology annotation, cellular component: cytosol. Lineage: Eukaryota; Viridiplantae; Streptophyta; Magnoliopsida; Ericales; Balsaminaceae. The transcript is spliced from 2 exons. Bases 34 to 1029 code for a protein of 331 amino acids. The record is from RefSeq and is a predicted model, not a curated record. Gene Ontology annotation, molecular function: glyoxylate reductase (NADPH) activity; hydroxypyruvate reductase [NAD(P)H] activity; NAD binding.